Molecule: messenger RNA, 4378 nt
Organism: Centropristis striata (black sea bass)
Lineage: Eukaryota; Metazoa; Chordata; Actinopteri; Perciformes; Serranidae
Gene: l3mbtl1b
Product: L3MBTL histone methyl-lysine binding protein 1b
Exons: 22
Coding region: 584-3112 (842 amino acids)
Biological process (GO): regulation of DNA-templated transcription
Cellular component (GO): nucleus
Molecular function (GO): protein binding; zinc ion binding
Source: RefSeq, a predicted model, not a curated record
ACAACUGUAGAUGUGUUUUAACAGCCGGACCAGUACAGGCUUUUGUGUUGCAACGUAUUAGGGUCGUUUUUUAAAAAAAAAUGUCACUCCGGGUAAUUUUACAGGCCUGAGUAUUUAAUCCUACAGUUAGCACCGGCGUGUAGAAACUGAUUAUCGCUUGUGCUCGGAUUGCAUCUACAGAAAUUAGCUUAAACGGCCGUAGAGGGUUUGUAACUGGGGGGUAAACUGCCAGUUUGACAACAGGGGAACCAACCGCUCCUCAACGGUUAUGGAAGGCACUGCGGUCCCUGCGCUCCAUUGAUACACAGUCGUACUUCUUCAGGGAAAUACUUCUGUGGCUGUUAUGAGCAAAAGGGGGAUAUGAGCCCCAGUCGGGCGGUAGUACUCGUUAUAUCGGCACUGAGCUGAGUUCUGGGCGUGUUAUAAGUGUAAACAGGGCUGGUAUUGACCACCGAUAGUAAACUGAACUUUUCCGAGACCCAAAGUUGUCAGGCAGCGCAUCUUGCACGCAUGCGCAUCCUUCUAUCCAGCUCUAAAUAAGAGUUAAAACAGAAACGAGGUUGGGGAUAUCAGAGGAGUGGGAAUGACCGACACUCCACCCAGUGAUGGCCCCUCCCAGGGAGCUGAGUUUGAUAUGAUGGGCGCUCUGGACUGGAAGGAUGGUAUUGCUACACUGCCAGGCAGUGACAUCAGGUUCCGCAUGACUGAGUUUGGGACUCUUGAGAUUGUCACAGACGUAGAGGUCAAAGGGCAGCAGGUAGAGCCUAAACGCGAGACCUUGGACCCAGCACAGUCACACACACCCACCCCUCCACCUGAGGGCCAAUCACAGACUGGUACAGCCAAAGCUCCAGCCAAUCAGAGUCAACCAGGUUCCUCUCAAGUUAAAGCCCCCGGUCCUGUGCUCCUGUCGUUAGAGGAGGGCCCCAGUAUGGAGGGCCCCAGUGUGGAGGUGGGUCCCAGUGUUGAGGUUGGCUCUAGUGCAGACAUGGGCCCAAAUGGGGAGCUGUUAAGGUGCCGGGCUUGUGGUAGCCGAGUUCCCCGAGACGCCCUCCUUCAGGGCAAAUUCUGUAGCUCUGUUUGUGCCCAGCCCUCCAGUGGCAGAUCGUCUCCUGGGGAAGCAAGGGAGAGCCAAGCAGUUGAGGGUGAGCGGCUGGGUAAACGUGUGCGCAAAAAGAGGAAGAUCUAUAUGGAUUCUGGUGAUGAAGAGGAAGACAACCAAGAGGAACCAGAGGAAAAGGCCAAGACUACGAAAGGCCGGAGAGGUGCCAAAAUUGCAAAACUGGUGGCGGCCCCAGCCAAUAAGAAACAGGCAUGGAGCUGGCCAGCUUACCUGGAAGAGGAGAGAGCCAUCGCUGCUCCUGUUAAGUUGUUCAAAGAGCAUCAGUCAUUUCCUCAAAGCAGGAACAGCUUUAAGGUGGGAAUGAAGCUGGAGGGGCUGGACCCAUCGCAUCCGUCUCUCUUCUGUGUACUCAGUGUCGCAGAGAUACAAGGCUACAGGGUAAGGCUCCACUUUGAUGGUUACCCAGAAUGCUACGACUUCUGGGCCAACGCCGACUCGUGGGAUAUGAAACCGGCUGGCUGGUGUGAGAAGAAUGGGCAUAAGUUAUUGUUGCCUAAAGGUUGUAAGGAUGGAGAGUUUAACUGGAGCAUGUAUGUAAAGAAUUGUAGGGGUCAGUUGGCCCCAAAACACCUUUUCAAGAGCCUCAACACAUCAGUGACUCCGUCUGGAUUUCGAGCGGGAAUGAAGCUGGAGGCGAUCGACAGGAAGAACCCGUCGUUGAUCUGCGUGGCAACCAUUGCUGCUGUUGUUGACAACCGACUCCUUAUUCAUUUUGAUAACUGGGAUGACACAUAUGAUUACUGGUGUGACGCUAGCAGUCCAUACAUCCAUCCUGUGGGAUACUGUGAAGAGGCUGAGCUAACUCUAACCACUCCAGCUGGUAAGACACAGACCAAGACACACGUGGAAUAUAAGCAACCCAAGACUUUCUCCUGGGAGAAAUACCUGGAAGAGACGGGAACACAGGCUGCUCCUGCUCGCGCUUUCAAACCGCGACCUCCACAUGGCUUCCAGAUUGGGAUGAAAGUGGAAGCUGUGGACAAGAGGAACCCCAUGCUCAUCCGUGUUGCAACUAUCAUGGACACAGAGGACCACAGACUAAAGAUCCAUUUUGAUGGCUGGAGUUCAGAAUAUGACUACUGGGUGGAGACAGACUGCCCUGAUCUGCACCCUUUCGGCUGGUGUCAGAAAACAGGACACCCACUACAGUACCCUAAUGGCUCCAGUGAUUUAGUGACUGCCCCAGGACAGGGAUGUCCUACCCCAGGAUGCAACGGGGUUGGCCACAUCAGAGGACCUCGCUAUGGGACCCACUACACUCAGGUGAGCUGUCCCUAUUCAGAGAUGAACCUGAACAAGGAGGGCUUGCUGCCAGAUCGCUUGAGUGGAGAACGACCCCUCGCCCUCAGCGGACCACAUCCUCGUGGGCGACGCCCGGAUCCUCACACAAACACGACGACAUCGACCUCCUUAGUGUCGGAGCAGCCAGAAGGAGCUGAAGAGUCCCAGAACAGGAAACCGGUGACAGUGGAAGCUGAGAGACUGGGACGUAACAGUCAGCCGGAGCCAGCAGGGGGAGCUAGUGAGCAAAGCCACAAUGGAACGAGGCCUAAAAGAACUGCUCCAGUUCCCAAAUACCUGAAAAUGCACUACGUUAAGGAGGAGAUUGGUGAUAGUAAAGCCUCUCCAGACACCAUCUCUCUCCAGCAGGCCCUCCACGAGUCUGUGUUCUCCCCCGGCUGCAUCUCUGCCUCUCCCCCCCACCGGGUGGCACUCUGCUGGGACAAACACUGCCAGCUGCUGCCUGAGGUCCUGGGGCUGACUGCCAAGAGAGUGGCCACUUGGAGCGCAGAGGAGGUGGCGAGUUUUGUCAAAGGUCUCCCAGGAUGUAAAGAACAUGCUGCUACAUUUAAAACCGAGCAAAUAGAUGGCGAGGCCUUCCUGCUGCUCACCCAGGCGGACAUCGUCAAAAUCCUGUCCAUCAAGUUAGGACCGGCCCUGAAGAUCUUCAACUCCAUCCUCAUGUUGAAGAACGCAGACGAAGAGUAAGACCUGACUCUGAGACUUGGGAGGACUCGCUCCCUUAGCUCCGGCUUCAUCAACAAUCAGCUAUAAGACAUUUGAUAAAAUCAGCCAGAACAGGUUUGGUGUGUGGAGCUCUGCGAUAGUGCAGCUACAGAAGACAAAUAAGUGGAAGCCAUCACCUCUAAAAACAUCCGUCCCUCUCCCUCCCCCUCCUCUCUCCAUGAUGGACAGAAGUGAUCAACCUGAGGGAGAGUUUUACAUGAUACCAUGAGGAUUCAUUCACUUAUAUCGUGUUUGUUUACUGAAUCAUUAAAAAAAAGAACUACAGGCACCUUUAAUGCUUCUUAACAUUGUACAGUUUAUCAAUUGGAUUAAGUGUCAAGAUUCUGUUGCAUUUCCUGUAUUAUUUGAUUUGUAAUGGUGCUUGGGCUCAGAGCAGAUGAAACAAGCCUGUUCGUGCUUUGUUGCAUUUUUCUUGGCAACAGAUCUUCUGUUUUUUUUUUUUUUAAAGCUGCAAAAUACAAUCGUGAGGUGGCGAGAGGUUUUUAAAAUUUGAAACCCAGUGGAGCUGAAGCACUAUGUAGUUCUGCCUUUGUCCUCUAGAUGGAGAAAGUGAGCCGCUCCACAGGCCCGAAGGCAAGACAGUUUGAUUAAAUUGGAGUUGGCUGAGGCUUAGAUUGAAUGGGGGAUGGUAAAGACCGUGUGUGUGUGUGUGUGUGCGUGUGUGUGUUUGUGUGUCUCUGUGCGCAAAUAUAACCCAAGAGUGUUUGAGAAAUGAGGAUGUAAUUUCCCACCAGCCUGUGUGUGUGUGUGUGUGUGUGUGUGUGUGUGUGUGUGUGUUGCGUCUCUGGUCAGAGGAUAGAUUAGUGACGAGCAGGGCUAAGGGCUAAAAGUUGAAUCAAGGAAACUUUCGGUCUUUUAAUGUGAAAGGAACGAGACGACAGACCUGCUCUGUUCUUAUCCGCUUUUUUGUUUUUUGGGGGGGGGAACGGCACAUGAAUAUGAAUGUUAAAAAAAACAGCUUUUAGUUGUUUUGUUGAUAUUUUCUUGUUUGGUUCAUUCACAUUGUAAAUAGUAUACAGCUACAAAAGGACUGUCCUCGCUCCCUAACAAGAGUUUACUCCUGCUUGGUUAUGCAAAGGCUUGACAUCUGUCCACAGGGAAGGACAUUGUGACAGUGAACUGUAAAAUACGAGCCUCAAUUCAUACAAGGAUUUUGAGAAAAAAAGAAAAAGAAACAAACAUUUGCCAGUGUCUUUGUAGGUCAGCGUGUACUUCAGCAAGUUGGAA